Molecule: messenger RNA, 2355 nt
Organism: Stomoxys calcitrans (stable fly)
Lineage: Eukaryota; Metazoa; Arthropoda; Insecta; Diptera; Muscidae
Exons: 6
Coding region: 1-2355 (784 amino acids)
Source: RefSeq, a predicted model, not a curated record
AUGGAUCCCCUGCUGGGACGUCUCGCUGAGUCCUUCAAAAUCGGCGCAUAUGCGGAUGACUUGCUCUUCCUGGUUGAAGGAGAUUCCAGACUUGCUCUGGAAACUCGUGGUGAGCUUGCCGUGCGCGAAUGGAGCGAUCGUGUUGGUGUUGACGUCGCGGAGGACAAAACCAAAUUCUUCAUUUUGUCAUUGGCUUUUGUGGCCGCAGCUGUGGCUGAUGUUUCGGAAUUAUCUGGAUAUAAUUAUCAGGGUCCAGCUGUAAGUGGAGGUUUCGGUGGUUCAUCUGCUGGAGGUUUCGGUGGUUCAUCGGGUGGUGGCUUUGGCGGUGCUGCCGCUGGUGGUUUCGGUGGUGCCUCUGCUGGAGGUUUCUCCGGUCCCUCCAACAGUUAUCUUCCCUCUGCCCCAGCACCAGCUCCAGUUGAACAUGUCCACCAACAUUCCGGUGGUUUCGGCGGCGCUUCCGCUGGUGGUUUCAGUGGCGGUUUUGGCGGUGCCUCUGCUGGUGGUUUCGGUGGUGCCGUUUCUGCUCCUUCUAGCAGCUAUCUUCCAGCUGCCCCAGCACCUGCUCCAGUAAACACAUUUGUUCCCCAAGGUGGUUCCUCUGGUGGUUUCGGUGGUGCUUCUGCCGGCGGUUUCGGUGGUGCUUCAUCUGGUGGAUUCAGUGGAGCUUCCGCCGGAGGUUUCGGUGGUGGUUUCGGUGGUGCUGUUUCUGCUCCUUCUAGCAGCUAUCUUCCCGCUGCUGCCCCAGCUCCCGCUCCAGCCCCUGUCCACACAUUUGUCCCACAAGCUGCACCAGCUCCAGCACCUAGUAGCUACGGUGGUGCGUCUUCUGGCGGUUUCGGUGGUGCCUCUUUCGGAGGUGCUUCGUCUGGUGGCUUUAGUGGAGCUUCCGCUGGAGGUUUCGGUGGUGCUUCUGCUGGUGGUUUCGGUGGUGUGUCUGCUCCUGUCAGCUCAUACCUUCCACCUACAUCUGGUCCUAGCUACGGUGGUGCUUCUGCUGGUGGCUUCAGCGGCGCUUCUGCUGGCAACUACGGUGGUGCCUCCGCUGGAAGUUAUGGUGGCGCCUCGGCUGGAAGCUAUGGUGGCGCUUCUGGUGGCAGUUACGGCGGCUCUUCUUCCGGCAGUUAUUCUGGAGCUUCUGCCGGCGGUUUCGGUGGCGGUGCAGCUCCUUCCAGCUCUUACCUUCCUCCUGCUUCUGGACCUAGCUACAGUGGUGGUUCAGCUGGUGGCUAUAGCGGUGCCUCUUCUGGUGGCUAUAGCGGUGCCUCAGCUGGUGGCUACAGCGGUGCUUCAGCUGGUGGUUACAGUGGUGCCUCAGCUGGUGGUUAUAGUGGUGCUUCUGCUGGCGGUUACAGCGGUGCUUCAGCUGGAGGUUACAGUGGUGCCUCAGCUGGCGGCUACAGUGGUGCCUCCAACUAUGCUGACGAUGGUUACCAUUACAAGUUGCAAAGUAGCCCUCUGGGAAAUUUCUACGAGAAUGCCUUGAAGCGCUGUUAUCAGGCCAAACGUAAGCGGGUCUUACUAGCUUUCCCACCGGGAGAUUUCGACUUGGACAAACUAUUGCCUGACACUGUAGACUCAAAAAACAAUGAGUGUUCUCAACUUAAACUUUUAGAUAGGGAAGACGAAGCAGAUCACAGCGACGAUAGCAAUGACGACGACAACGACGACAACGACUUGCAUUUGGAUUAUUCGAAAGCGAAAUUCCUGAUCUUAUCUCUGGCUUUGGUUGGCGCCGUUAUGGCUGAUGUUUCGGAAUUGGGUUAUGAUUAUCAUGCUCCCGCUGCAUCUGCUCCAACCACCAGUUAUAUUCCUCCAGCAGCCUCCGCCCCUGCUCCCAGCUACAGUGCCCCAGCUCCCAGCUACAGUGCCCCAGCUCCCAGCUACAGCGCUCCAGCUCCUAGCUACAGUGCUCCCGCUCCCAGCUACAGCGCUCCUGCCCCAAGCUACAGCGCUCCUGCCCCAAGCUACAGCGCCCCCGCUCCUAGCUACAGUGCCCCCGCUCCAGCUGCUUCUGCCCCCACUACCAGCUACAUCCCACCAGCUGCCUCAGCCCCUGCUCCCAGCUACAGCGCCCCUGCUCCCAGCUACAGCGCCCCUGCUCCCAGCUAUAGCGCUCCUGCUCCUAGCUACAGUGCUCCUGCCCCAAGCUAUAGCGCUCCCGCCCCAAGCUACAGCGCCCCUGCCCCAAGCUACAGCGCUCCUGCCCCAAGCUACAGUGCUCCUGCCCCAGCUGCUUCCGCUCCUAUCUCUAGCUACAUUCCACCUGCUGCCUCUGCUCCCUCUGCCGUUUUGGCCAGUGAUGGUUAUCACUACAAGACCAACCGCCGUGUUGUCUACCGUAAACGUUUCUAA